GAAAUAAAUUAAUAAUCAAUUUAAGGUAGAGCCACUUCCUGUAGUAGCUACAAUAAACAAAGCCACACUACUUCAGCCAUUAUAAAUUACACUUCCUGUAUGACAGAGUAAACCUUAUAUAAAGGAAUGCUCUUCAAAGCCAGAAUUCAAUUGUAUCUGCUGGUACAACAAUGAACAGCCUCACUCUACUUGUUCUUUUAUUUGCUGCCAUUCAAGUGCAGUGUAGCCCUGCAGUUCCAUUGAAUGGCAAGGAUGGUCAUGCACCUGAAGGUGAUAAAAAUGCACAAAAAGAAGUUGGAGUCAACAAGGAAGAGAGGCAGUUGCUCUUUGGUGAUAAUAAAUCAGUAAUGAAAAAAGACAAAGAUGUUAUUGAUUAUAUGGAAGAAAAAGAAAGAGUUAAAAAAUACAACAAAAAUGAUACACCUGCAAAAGAGUUGAAUGAUGUAACAAAAGAUGAAGAAUCAGAUGUGCCAAUUGAUGACAGUGGAGAGUAUGGCAGUGGUGAAGACAUCAUAGAGGGGGACAUCAAAGUGACUCCAGAGGAAGCUGCAAUAUUCAAGCGUGGUGGAUGGAAGGAGUUGGUCAAUUCAGAAUCAUGGGUUCGUGGCCAUGGCAAAUGGUCAAGGACUAUUCCAUACACAGUUUCUGAUUCUAAUUAUCCACUUUAUACUGAGGAAUAUAAAGCUUUGGAAUAUUCAAUUGAAUUGUUUCAUAAAUUUACUUGUCUGAAAUUUGUUCCAAAGAAAAGUUAUCACAAAGACUAUAUUGACUUUGCCAGUAAAACUGGUUGUUGGUCAUAUAUUGGUAAACUACCAGAAGGAUAUGCUAGACCUCAGGAAAUCUCAUUAGGAAGAGGUUGCAGGGGAGCUAUCCCUGCUCAUGAGAUAAUGCAUGCACUUGGACGAGGUCAUGAACAAUCACGAUUCAAUAGAGAUAAAUAUGUCCACAUAAUCAAUGAUAAUAUACAUCCAAACUUCACUCAUAAUUUUGACGAAGACUAUACAGACAAUAUGAACAUACCAUAUGAUUAUCUUUCAGUGAUGCAUUAUGGCAGUACAGCUUUCAGUAUUAAUGGCCAACCUACAAUUAAAGCAGUACCUGGUCCAGAUAUUGUUAUGGGCCAGAGAAACACAAUAUCUCUAUAUGAUAUACUGAAUAUCAAUAUUCGAUACUGCCCAGAAAGAGCAGUUCGAUUAGUUGGAGGUAGAGGGUCAUUUGAAGGAAGAGUUGAAAUGUUCUGGGAUGGGAGAUGGGGACAUGUUGAUGGUCGCCCAAGCGAAUUUAAAAUAACUAAUGGUCGUGUCAUAUGCAAGUAUCUAGGCUUCCCUGAUGUUUCUGAAAUAGUUCAAAUUCCAAAUCAAAAGCAUAGUGUUGGUCCAUUUUUUAGAGAACCAUUUGUUUGUAAUGGUGAUGAGGACACUCCCUUUUCAUGUCAAUAUUGGGGAGAGAAGAUCUUUCUUUUACCAGCUGUAGUAGAUGAAGCUGCUGUCAUAUGUGAAAAAAAUGCACGACUUCAAGGUGGUAGAGUUACUCCUUUAUUUGCCUAUGGUCUUUUGGAAGUGUAUGUUGAAGGUCGCUGGGGAGCUGUCUGUGAUGAUGAUUUUAAUAUAAGAGCUGCCAAUGUCGCCUGUCGUCAAAUGGGAUAUACAAGAGCUUUGGAAUAUAAAACUACAACAGAGUAUGGUAAGAACAAACGCCCAAUUUUGAUGGAUGAUGUGUUGUGCGAGGGUUAUGAGGCACAGAUUACACAUUGCCCCAGUACUCCUAUUGGUGAACACGACUGUCGUCGCUCCGAUGCCAUUAGUCUCUUCUGUGUCAUCUGAUGGGCGAAGUCAUUUGUCAGAACAAUCAUGGUCAGUAUCCAUGGAAUAAUAAACAGAUACUUUUAAAAAAAAGAAAGAGUAGUGAUAAAUUUUAGCUGUUAGUUAUUUUUAGUGACCAGUUUAUUAUUUUUUUAAAUAAAAUCAUUACUUUUUCAUCAUCAUACUAACAUAAUUAUUUGUGACAAGAGAAGCAGUUUUAAAUGUGUUCAUUCUAAAUAUCA
Messenger RNA from Amphimedon queenslandica, 2044 nucleotides. RefSeq lists its product as uncharacterized. Gene Ontology annotation, biological process: proteolysis. Bases 171 to 1823 code for a protein of 550 amino acids. Gene Ontology annotation, cellular component: membrane. Gene Ontology annotation, molecular function: metalloendopeptidase activity; zinc ion binding. The record is from RefSeq and is a predicted model, not a curated record. The transcript has 11 exons. NCBI's taxonomy places the organism in Eukaryota, Metazoa, Porifera, Demospongiae, Haplosclerida, Niphatidae.